Messenger RNA from Cornus florida, 930 nucleotides. RefSeq lists its product as uncharacterized. Lineage: Eukaryota; Viridiplantae; Streptophyta; Magnoliopsida; Cornales; Cornaceae. The transcript has a single exon. The record is from RefSeq and is a predicted model, not a curated record. Bases 1 to 930 code for a protein of 309 amino acids.
AUGGCCACUAAGCAAGAAAUGAUCAACAGAAGGAGAAAAUCAUCAGAGCCCCAACAACAACAGUAUCAUCUCUAUGAUAUCCAGCUGACUCUUUCUACACCUUUUCCUUCCACCACCCCACCGACACCGCCGCCACCACCACCCCUGCAAGAAGAACAAGAAGACCAUUAUAAUGAUCUGCAGUUUACUCUACCACCACCCCAUGUCAUCUACAUGGACCCUUUGGGCCUAAUGCCGGUCUGGAAUCCUACACCCCUCACUACAGUUCCGCCGCCACCACCACCACCACCCCUGCAAGAAGAACAAGAAGAUCAUGAUAAUGAUGUGCAGUUUACUCUUCCUCCUCCACCACCACCCACAGUGCUGCAACAACCACAACAAUCAUCUUUGCCACCGCCCCAUUUCUUCUGCAUGACACAUUUCGGCCCAAUUCCGGUCUGGUAUGCUAUACCCCUCACUACAGUUCCGCCUUGGGCCACCACUCGCCGAGCCACCAUCCACAGUCUUGCUCAUCUUGAAUCCCAACAAAUCUUUACCAUCACAGGAGAGGUCCAUUGCGAGAUAUGCUGUAAACGCUACGAAAUUCAAUAUGAUCUUAAAGAGAAAUUCAAUGAAGUGGGUGAUUUCAUAGUAAAAAACAAAGACAUGCUUGGUCGAGCUCCACAGAAAUGGUUGAACCCUGUUCUUCCAAUCUGCAACUUCGGUCAAGAACAGGGCAAUUACAGAGUGAAGCCAGUGAUUGCAGAGAAGAAGAGAGAGAUCAAUUGGCUGUUUUUGCUUCUGGGUCAGAUGAUUGGAUGUUGUAGUGUCUCACAGUUGAAGUAUUUCUGCACACACACCAAGAAUCAUCGAUCAGGAGCCAAGGAUCGACUUGUUUAUCGUACUUAUCUUGGACUCUGCAAACAGCUUCAACCCAAUGGCCCUUUUUGA